AUGCGGCCCGGUGAGAGCUUGGUCGGCUCAUCACGAACAUGCGUUAGCGCCAGUCGGAGUAUGAAGAGGGACCCUGCGAGCAGCGACUACUGGGGCAUGACGGAGCACCGGGGGACGGCGACGACGGUGCUGCGCGGUUUUCUGUGGAGUCUCGUCCUGUGCUGUCUGUCUACUCCUUCUCAAGGUUUUAUCUACACUUGUGGUGGGACCAUGAAAGGCCGAAAUGGCAGUAUAGAGUCUCCGGGUUUCCCUUACGGCUAUCCCAACGGAGCCAACUGCACCUGGGUCAUCGUGGGGGAGCACGGCAGCAGGAUCCAGCUCGUGUUCCUGUCAUUCGCCAUAGAAGAAGAGUACGACUUCCUGUCUCUCUAUGACGGCCAUCCACAUCCAGCAAACUUCAGAACCAGGCUGACUGGGUUCCAGGUUCCCACGCCGGUCACGAGUACAGGGAACGUCUUCUCUCUCAGACUGACCAGUGACUUCGCCGUCUCUGCACACGGCUUCAAACUCAACUAUGAAGAACUCCAGAGCUCUUCGUGUGGUAACCCCGGGGUGCCACCCAAAGCCGUGCUGAGCGGUGGUGGGAAGUUUGCGGUGGGUGAUCGUGUCCACUACAGCUGCGUGCCAGGUUAUGUUCUAGACGGGCACGCAACGCUAACGUGCAUCACAAACGCUGGCAACACGGCGGUGUGGGACUUCCCCGCCCCCAUCUGUCGAGCUGAGGACACAUGUGGGGGCACUGUGGGGGGCGGCAGUGGGGUGGUGACCAGUCCCGGUUACCCCAACAACUAUGGUAAUCAGGCCGACUGUACUUGGAUCCUAUUGGCCGAGCCUGGAGACACCAUCUCUGUCAUCUUUACAGACUUCCAGACUGAGGAGAAGUACGACUACCUGGAGGUAGAGGGCUCUGAGCCACCAACCAUCUGGUUGUCAGGCAGUAAUAUCCCAUCACCUAUUGUGAGCAACAAGAACUGGCUCCGACUGCAUUUUGUCACCGACGGCAACCACCGUUACCGUGGAUUCAGCGCGCACUAUCAAGUAAACGAAGGAGGUGUGAGGCAAGCUUCAAACUCCUGUCCCGAUCCAGGGGAGCCAGAGAACGGGAAGAGGCACGGCAGUGACUUCAGCAUUGGGAGCGAGGUGCACUUCACCUGUGGAGAGGACUACGUUCUUCAGGGCAGUAAAACCAUCAGCUGUCAGAGAGUGGCUGAAGUGUUCGCCGCCUGGAGCGACCACAGACCCGUGUGCAAAGUGAAAACCUGUGGCAGUAAUCUCCAAGGACCCUCAGGAAGCUUUACAUCCCCAAACUUCCCGAUCCAGUACGAGAGCAAUGCCCAGUGUGUUUGGAUCAUCACUGCUUCAAAUCCUAAUAAGGUAAUUCAGAUCAACUUUGAAGAAUUUGACCUGGAGAUCGCCUAUGACACUCUCACUAUUGGAGACGGAGGUGAAGUCGGAGAUCCCACCACCAUUUUACAAGUUCUUUCAGGAAGUUUUGUUCCCGACUUGAUUGUGAGCAUGACCCAUCAAAUGUGGCUCCAUCUACAAACAGACGAGAGUGUGGGGUCGAUAGGAUUCAAGAUCAACUACAAAGAAAUCGACAAAGAGAGCUGCGGGGACCCUGGCACGCCCCUCUACGGCAUAAGAGAGGGGGACAGCUUCUCAAAUGGGGGCAUCCUCAGGUUUGAAUGCCAGUUUGGGUUCGAGUUAAUUGGAGAGAAGACCAUUUCUUGCCAGGACAACAACCAGUGGUCUGCCAAUAUACCUAUAUGCAUAUUCCCAUGCAUGUCCAACUUCACUGCGCCUUCGGGAACGGUGCUCUCGCCCGAUUACCCAGAAGGCUAUGGGAACAACAUGAACUGCGUUUGGCUCAUCCAGUCCGAACCGGGCUCCAGGAUCCACUUGGCUUUUAACGACUUUGAUCUGGAGGCUCCUUACGAUGCUUUGACGGUGAAAGAUGGAGAGACCAAUGAUGCCAAUGUGAUAGGGAGGUUUUCAGGAGCGGAGAGCCCGUCCCAUCUCACGUCCAACACGCACACGCUAAGGCUGGAGUUUCAGGCCGACCACUCCAUGUCUGGGAGAGGGUUCAACAUCACUUACACCACGUUUGGCCAUAAUGAGUGCCCCGAUCCCGGCAUUCCCAUCAACGCCCGUCGCUUCGGAGACAGCUUCCAGCUCGGCAGCUCCAUCUCAGUGGUGUGUGAGGACGGAUUUAUCAAAACGCAAGGGAGCGAGACCAUCUCCUGUCAGCUGGAGAAAGGCAAAGUCAUGUGGAGUGGGCCCAUUCCUAAAUGUGAAGCUCCAUGUGGCGGGCAUUACUCGGCCCCUAAUGGCGUGAUCCUGUCUCCUGGUUGGCCUGGUUACUAUAAAGACUCCCUCAACUGCGAGUGGGUCAUUGAAACUGAACCAGGGCGUUCAAUCAAAAUCACGUUUGACAGGUUUCAAACUGAACUCGGAUAUGAUUUCCUGGAGAUCCACGACGGGCCCAACCUGCUGUCUCCUCUGGUCGGCUCGUUCAAUGGCACCCAGGUCCCUCAGUUUCUGUUCAGCAGCAGCAACUUCCUCUAUCUGCUCUUCACCACUGAUAACAGCCGAUCAAACGCAGGCUUCAAAAUACUAUAUGAAAGUGUUACGGUGGACAGUUACUCCUGCUUGGACCCUGGUAUCCCUGUCAAUGGCAUCAGAUAUGGACAGGACUUCUCCAUUGGCUCCACUGUGUCAUUUGGGUGUGAUUCUGGGUACAGGCUCAGCCAUGAAGAGCCGCUGGUCUGUGAGAAGAAUCACUGGUGGAGCCACCCUCUGCCCACCUGUGACGCUCUGUGCGGAGGAGAUGUUCGUGGGCCCUGGGGAACCAUUCUGAGUCCUGGAUAUCCCGAUAGUUACCCCUCGUCUCUCAACUGCACCUGGACUGUGGAAGUCAGCCACGGCAAAGGAGUCCAGUUUCAGUUCAACUCCUUUCACCUGGAGGACCAACAUGACUACCUGCUGCUGACGGAAAACGGGAGCUUCGUGCAGCCGCUGGCCCGUCUCACCGGAAAUGAGUUACCUAGCAACAUUAACGCCGGUCUCUAUGGCAACUUCAAAGCCCAGCUCCGUUUCAUCUCUGACUUCUCCAUUUCCUAUGAGGGCUUCAACAUAACUUUCUCUGAAUACACUUUGGAGCCAUGUGAAGAUCCCGGGAUGCCGCGGUUUGGACGGAGGAAUGGCUACAGUUUUGGAGUUGGUGACACAUUGACGUUUUCUUGCAAUGUGGGAUAUCGCUUAGAGGGGGCGCCGGAGCUAGUGUGUCUGGGAGGAGGGCGGAGAAUGUGGAGUGCUCCCCUGCCCAGAUGUGUUGCUGAGUGUGGCUCCUCUGUCAUCAACAAUGAAGGGAUUCUUCUGUCUCCAAACUACCCUAUGAACUAUGACAAUAACCAUGAGUGCAUCUACAGUAUACAGGUGCAGGCUGGCAAAGGCAUCAACAUUUCAGCGCGCACCUUUCAUCUGGCCCAGGGGGACAUACUCAAGGUGCAUGAUGGGAAAGACAACACGGCCCAUGUGCUCGGAGCUUUUACCGGGACGUCCAUGCUGGGGCUGACCCUCAUCUCCACUUCGAAUCAUCUUUGGCUGGAGUUUUUUAGCGAUGGGGAAAGUUUUGAGUUAUCUCAUUGUGAAGACCCAGGGGUGCCUCAGUUUGGCUUCAAGGUCAACGACCAAGGGCACUUCUCGGGCAGCAGCAUCACAUACAGAUGCGAGCCCGGCUACACCCUGCACGGAGCCACCACUCUCAAGUGUAUGACGGGCGAGCGCAGGGCCUGGGAUAAUCCUCUGCCUUCCUGUAUUGCUGAGUGCGGUGGACGUUUCAAAGGCGAGUCUUCGGGCCGGAUUCUGUCUCCUGGAUACCCCUUUCCCUAUGACAAUAAUCUGCGCUGCACCUGGACUAUUGAAGUGGACUCUGGAAAUAUUGUGAGCCUACAGUUUCUGUCUUUCGACACCGAGGCCAGUCACGACAUGCUGAAGGUCUGGGAUGGGCCACCAGAGAAUGAGAUGUCUUUGGCCGAGUUGAGUGGCUCUCUGCUACCCGAGGGAAUCCACUCGACUCUCAACACGGUCACGGUUCAGUUCGAGACCGAUUUCUACAUCAGCAAGUCCGGAUUCGCUAUUCAGUUUUCGAGCUCGGUGGCCACAGCCUGCAGGGACCCUGGUGUCCCCAUGAACGGCAGCAGGAGCGGAGAUGGGCGUGAGCCGGGGGAUUCUGUGUCCUUUCAGUGUGACCCAGGAUACGAGCUCCAGGGGGACGACAAAAUCACCUGCAUACAAGUGGAUAAUAGAUACUACUGGCAGCCGAGUCCUCCGGUCUGCAUAGCUCCCUGUGGAGGAAACCUAACGGGCUCCAAUGGAUUUAUCCUGUCUCCGAACUACCCACACCCAUAUCCCCAUUCCAAGGACUGCGACUGGCUCAUAGCUGUCAACUCCGACUACGUCCUUUCUCUUGCUUUCAUUAGUUUCAACAUUGAGCCAAACUAUGACUUCCUGUACAUCUACGACGGCCCGGACAGCAACAGCCCUCUGAUCGGGAGCUUUCAGGACAGCAAACUCCCCGAGCGCAUCGAGAGCAGCUCCAACACGAUGCACUUAGCGUUCCGAAGUGAUGGGUCUGUGUCCUACACCGGCUUCCACCUGGAAUACAAGGCCAAACUGAGGGAGUCUUGCUUUGACCCUGGUGUUGUUUUGAACGGGACGAGACUCGGAUCUGAUUAUAAACUCGGAUCCACUGUGACCUUCUAUUGUGAAGCUGGAUAUGUAUUACAGGGCUACUCGACUCUCACAUGCAGCAUGGGAGAUGACGGCAGACCAGGGUGGAACAGGGCCUUGCCGAGUUGUCAAGCGCCCUGUGGAAGCCGAUCAACAGGGACUGAGGGGACGGUUUUAUCUCCAAACUUUCCCAGAAACUACACCUCUGGACAGACCUGUGUUUACUCCAUAUCUGUGCCCAGAGAGUUUGUGUUGUUUGGACAAUUUGUGCUUUUCCAAACAUCUCUCAAUGAUGUGGUGGAGAUCUAUGAUGGCCCCACGCAGCAGAACACCCUCCUGUCGUCUUUGUCUGGCUCUCACUCUGGUGAGUCACUCCCUCUGAGUACAGGCAACCAAGUCACUGUCAAAUUUACCACAGUCGGACCAGAAACUGCAAAGGGAUUUCACUUUGUCUAUCAAGCUGUACCUAGAACAAGUUCAACUCAAUGCAGUUCGGUUCCAGAGCCACGGUUUGGGAAACGUCUGGGGAAUGAUUUUGCGGUAGGCUCUUUGGUUCAGUUUGAGUGUAACCCAGGAUAUGUCCUACAUGGGUCAACUGCCAUUCGCUGUGAAAGUGUCCCGGAUAACCUGGCCCAGUGGAAUGACACACUGCCGACGUGUAUAGUUCCCUGUGGGGGUGUCCUGACCGCUCGGCGUGGGACGAUCCUGUCGCCCGGAUACCCCGAGCCUUACGACAAUAACCAGAACUGUGUGUGGAAGGUCUCUGUUCCCGAGGGGGCCGGAAUACAGAUUCAAGUUGUGAGCUUCGCUACAGAACAUAACUGGGACUCCCUGGAUUUCUAUGAUGGUGCUGACAACCAUGCACCACGACUCGGCAGCUACUCUGGAACCACCAUCCCUCAGCUCCUCAAUAGUACAUCUAACAACCUCUAUUUGAGCUUCAGUUCAGAUAUCAGCGUCUCGGCAGCUGGAUUUCACCUUGAGUACACAGCUAUUGGCUUAGAGUCGUGCCCGGAGCCGCAGACGCCGAAUUACGGGGUCAGAACCGGAGAUCGGUUCAUGGUGGGGGAUGUGGUACAGUUCUCAUGUGAACAAGGAUACUCACUUCAGGGUAAUGCCCACAUCACAUGCAUGCCGGGACCUGUGCGCAGAUGGAACUACCCGGUGCCUCUAUGUCUCGCCCAGUGCGGCGGGUCCAUGACAGAUGUGAGCGGAGUGAUCCUAAGUCCUGGUUACCCUGGCAACUAUCCCAGUGGAUUAGACUGCACAUGGACAGUCAACCUACCUGUCGGCUUUGGCAUCCACCUCCAGUUCCUGAACUUCUCCACUGAGGCCAUCCAUGAUUACCUGGAGAUCCGCAGUGGCUCUCUGGAGACGGGCUCUGUGAUAGACCGCUUUAGUGGGCCCCUCCUCCCCAAACCUCUGUUCAGCACCACCCACCAGACCAGCUUCUUUUUCCACAGCGACUACUCCCAGAACAAACCAGGCUUCCACAUCACAUACCAAGCCUACCAGCUCCAGAGUUGCCCAGAUCCUCGUCCAUUUCGAAAUGGUAAUGUGAUAGGGACAGACUUCAGUGUGGGGAUGACAGUGUCUUUUGAGUGCCAGCCCGGAUACUCCCUCAUCGGUGAAACUUCUCUGACCUGUUUACACGGGAUCAGCCGCAACUGGAAUCACCCACUACCAAGAUGUGAAGCUCUCUGUGGUGGGAACAUUACAUCUCUGAACGGGACCAUCUACUCCCCCGGACACCCCGAGGAAUACCCAAACUUCCAGGAUUGUGUGUGGAGCGUCCGGGUACCACCUGGACACGGCAUCUACAUCAACUUCACUGUUCUGAACACCGAGCCCAUCUACGACUACAUUACUGUGUGGGAUGGCCCUGACCAGUCUUCUCCUCAGAUUGGGCAGUUUAGUGGGAACACUGCACUGGAGUCCGUCUACUCAACCUCUAACAUCAUCCUCAUCAAGUUUCACUCUGACUUCUCCGGGGCUGGAUUCUUCGUCCUGAGUUACCAUGCGUACCAAUUACGGGUGUGCCAGCCUCCUCCUGAAGUGCCCAACGCUGACACCCUGAUGGAGGACGGGGAGCUGGAGAUAGGCGACAUCAUCAGGUACAGAUGCCAUCCUGGAUUUUCAUUGGUGGGAAGUGAGAUUCUUACCUGUCGUCUUGGAGAGAGGCUACAGAUGGAUGCCCCACCUCCAACAUGUCAAGUACAAUGCCCUGCCCAUGAUGUGAGAUACGACUCUUCCGGGGUGAUCCUGAGUCCUGGUUGGCCGGAGAGUUAUCCGAAUCUGCAGAUGUGCUCAUGGAGUGUCACAGUGGAGAAGGGCUACAAUGUCACCAUCACCUUUGAGAGCUUCCACACAGAGAGGGAGUUUGACGUGUUGGAGAUCUUUGAUGGCUCCACCGCCAACAGCCCCACAUUAGCCACCCUGAGCGGAGACUUGCCCACGCCCUUUAACCUGACCACCUCUGGUCACCAGUUUUUGGUCCGCUGGUCCUCUGACCAUGGCACCAACAAGAAAGGCUUCAAAAUUCGCUAUGUUGCCCUUUACUGCUCCACCCCGGAUUCGCCAUUGCACGGGUCCAUCUCCUCUCAGAGCGGCGGCCAUGUUAACAGCGUCGUGCGGUGGGCCUGUGACCGUGGUUACCGUCUCAUCGGCAAUGCCACCGCAACCUGUAGAAGAACAGUACUGGGCUACCACGCCUGGGACUCACCUGUACCUGCGUGUCAAGUCUCUUACUUCUGUAACGACGGCUACAGACUCUCCAGUAAAGAGCUCACAUCUGCCAUCUGCCAGCCGGACGGAACAUGGAGCAACCACAAUAAGAUCCCACGCUGCUCAGUUGUAGUGUGUCCAAGCAUUGGUUCUUUCUCACUGGAGCAUGGCCGCUGGAGGAUUGUAAAUGGCUCUCACUAUGAAUAUGGAACCCGAAUCGUGUUUACAUGUGACCCUGGCUACUACAGACUAGGCCCCGCCCACAUCCAGUGCCUGCCCAAUGGGUUAUCAUGUGGUGACCUUCCUUCUCCGCCCAAUGGAAAGAAAAUCGGCACACAAACCACAUUCGGUGCUACUGCCAUCUUUACCUGCGAUCUUGGGUUCAUGCUGGUGGGCUCUGCUGUGAGGGAGUGCUUGUCAUCGGGUCUGUGGAGUGGAACCGAAACACGCUGUUUGGCCGGUCACUGUGGCAUCCCAGAGACCAUUGUGAAUGGCCAGGUGAUUGGAGAGAACUUCGGUUACCGUGACACUGUGGUGUACCAGUGCCUGCCCGGCUUUCGGCUAAUAGGCUCCUCGGUGCGCAUCUGUCUCCAGGACAACCAGUGGUCUGGACAGCUGCCCGUCUGCAUACCCAUAAGCUGUGGUCAUCCUGGAAGUCCCAUUUAUGGUCGCACUGUCGGAAACGGCUUCAACCUCAAUGACGUGGUGAGCUUCGUGUGUAACCGCGGAUACGAAAUGGAGGGGCCUUCCCGAGCUCAGUGCCAAGCCAACCGGCAAUGGAGCCACCCGCCCCCAACGUGUAAAGUGGUCAACUGCUCCGAUCCAGGAAUUCCUGCCAACUCAAUCCGACAAAGCAAAAUCGAACAUGGCAACUUUACUUUUGGGACUGUGGUUUUCUACGACUGUAACCCUGGAUACUACCUGUUUGGAUCACCUGUCCUCACCUGCCAGCCGACGGGCCAAUGGGACAAGCCCCUGCCAGAAUGCAUAGUGGUAGACUGUGGUCAUCCCGGCUCCCCCCCUAACGGUGUGCUGAGCGGAGAUAAGUUUACAUUUGGUUCAACGGUUCGAUACUCCUGUCUUGGUGGGAGACAGCUGAAAGGGGAGUCAUCCAGGACAUGUCAGCUCAACGGGAUGUGGAGCGCCCCCAUGCCCUUCUGCUCUGGCGACACAGCUGGCUCCUGUGGUGAUCCCGGCAUUCCCUCCCACGGCUCCCGAGAACAAACAGAUUUCCGGAUCCGCUCCAAGGUUUUCUUCAGCUGCGGCGAGGGCUACGAGCUGAUCGGAUCUGCAGAGAGGAUGUGCUUUCCCAACGGCACGUGGUCGGGAACGCAGCCCUUCUGUAAACCUGUCCAGUGCGGUAACCCUGGCACUCCCAGUAAUGGCCGAGUCUAUCGCUUGGAUGGGACAACAUUUUCACAUUCUGUCAUCUACUCUUGUAUGGAUGGAUAUAUACUCACCGGUGCCACCACCAGGCUGUGCCAGGCCAAUGGUACAUGGUCAGGACUUCAGCCCAACUGUACCAUGAUAAACUGCGGUGAUCCUGGUGUUCCCGCUAAUGGUCUUCGUUAUGGAGAAGACUUUACCAUUGGUCAGAACAUCACCUUCCAGUGCCAGCCCGGGUACAGAAUGGAGGAGGAUGGGUCGCCUGUGAGGGCAUGCACCCAGAAUGGGACAUGGAGUGGGAACAUGCCCAUGUGCUCAGCGGUGACCUGUCCCUCCCCUCCUGCGAUCAGUAAUGGCGUCCUCCAGGGCAGUGACUUUGAGUGGGGCAGCAGUGUGAGUUACAGCUGCUCGCCGGGAUACGAGCUCUCAUUCCCCGCGGUCCUGACCUGUGUGGCCAAUGGCUCCUGGAGCGGCAUGCUGCCACAGUGUUUACCAAAGUUUUGUGGCGACCCCGGGACCCUGGUCGGAGGAUUCAGGGAGGGCCGGAGUUUCAUCUAUCAGUCAGAAGUGUCCUUCACAUGUGCCCCUCCUCUUAUCCUCGUUGGAACGGCAACCAGGCUCUGUGAAAGUGACGGGACCUGGAGCGGGACUCAACCUCGCUGCAUUGAGCCAACCAAGACAAGCUGUGAUAAUCCCGGGACGCCUCGCUAUGGGUCGUUAAAUCGAACAUUUGGAUUCAAGGUGGGGAGUGUGGUGUCUUUCCAGUGCCAGCCGGGUCACUUGAUACAGGGAUCCUCCUCUCGAACCUGCCAGCCCGAUCUCACGUGGAGUGGGACACAGCCAGAAUGCAUACCUCAUGCGUGUAAGCAGCCUGAGAGCCCGCUGCACGUGGACGUAGUGGGGAUGGACUUGCCCGGCUUUGGCUACACCCUAGUCUACAGCUGUCAGCCUGGCUACUUCCUGGCUGGAGGUUCAGAGCAUCGAGUGUGCAAAAAUGAUGGCACGUGGACCGGAAAGAUGCCAAUAUGUCGAGCUGGAGAGAAGAAGAAACCAGUGAAGCCGGCCACAGGGACUCCCAGCCCCAAACUAAAUGUUCCAGACGAUGUUUUCGCUCCUAACUACAUCUGGAAGGGCUCCUAUAAUUACCGUGGGAGGAAGCAGCCUAUGACUCUGAGCAUCACCAGCUUCAACUCCAGCACGGGUCGAGUCAACGUAACCCUUAGCAACGGCAACAUGGAGCUGCUGCUUUCAGGAGUAUACAAAGCAUCAGAGGCCAGGCUGCUUCUACUGAUGUACCAGGUGAACUACCCAAACCAGGGAACCCAGGCCAAGAACUCUGCCGUUUCUCCUGCCAAAAUUAUAGAAGACUCCUGGACCAUGGACGGAUUUGUAUCUGCUGAGCCUAAUGGUUCCAGUUACGUGUUCCAAGGCUUCAUUCAGGGAAAAGACUACGGACAGUUCGGACUCCAAAGACUAGGCCUAAACAUGUCUGAGAGUCAUAAUUCUCCACCGCCUCAACUCGGUACCAACAGUAGUUCUGUGGCUAUCGCUAUUCUGGUGCCUUUCUUCGCUCUGAUCUUCACCGGUUUUGGCUUCUAUCUCUACAAACAAAGAACAACACCAAAAACCCAGUACACAGGCUGCUCAGUCCAUGAAAAUAAUAACGGCCAAGCUGCUUUUGAGAACCCCAUGUACAACACCAAUGCCAAGGCAGUGGAGGGGAAAGCAGUGCGCUUCGAUCCCAAUCUAAAUACUGUCUGCACCAUGGUCUGA
Molecule: messenger RNA, 10614 nt
Organism: Boleophthalmus pectinirostris (great blue-spotted mudskipper)
Lineage: Eukaryota; Metazoa; Chordata; Actinopteri; Gobiiformes; Gobiidae
Gene: csmd3b
Product: CUB and Sushi multiple domains 3b
Exons: 71
Coding region: 1-10614 (3537 amino acids)
Source: RefSeq, a predicted model, not a curated record